Ipomoea nil (Japanese morning glory) is the source of this 2286-nucleotide messenger RNA. RefSeq names its product LEAF RUST 10 DISEASE-RESISTANCE LOCUS RECEPTOR-LIKE PROTEIN KINASE-like 2.4. Gene Ontology annotation, biological process: protein phosphorylation. The record is from RefSeq and is a predicted model, not a curated record. The transcript is spliced from 7 exons. The coding region runs from base 17 to 2203 and encodes 728 amino acids. Gene Ontology annotation, molecular function: polysaccharide binding; protein kinase activity; ATP binding. Lineage: Eukaryota; Viridiplantae; Streptophyta; Magnoliopsida; Solanales; Convolvulaceae.
UAUCCACAUUUUGAUUAUGCAAAUUUGGCCUACAUUGACUAGCAUUUACAACUACUUAAGUCAAGAAAUGAAGUUUCUCAUCAGUACAGUUAGGCCUUUCAAAGCAGCAUAUAUAGCAGGUAGCUUAAUUAGCUUCUAUACAAGGCAAAGUUUCAUGAUCAGAAAUCAGAACCUCAGCUCCCAAAGAUAUAUGGAUCAUUCCAACUCCAUCUGUCCAGCCUUGUUUGUGUUCAUCAUCUUGUUAAUCCAAACGCCGGAAACUUUGUGUCAAAAUAAUGGCAGCAGUGGUGAGUAUGAGGCCUGCGGUGAGCCAUUCAACUGCGCCAAUAUUGAAAACGUAGGCUACCCUUUCUGGGGAGGGAGCCAGCCGGCCUACUGCGGCCAUCCAAGCUUUGAGCUGGACUGCAGUAAAGACUUGCCGGAAAUUACAAUCCAAUCGGUGAAAUACAGAGUUGUUAAUAUCAGCAACCGAGCAGACACGGCCACUAUUGCCAGAGAUGAUCUGACAAGCAAUAUUUGUCCCUCCAAUCCUCGUAACGCAUCCUUGGACUUCAACCUCUUCAGCUACGUUUCUUCUGGCGCCGACAAGAACAUCUCCUUGUUCUACGGUUGCACCUCGGUUUCAUUGGUUUCCAACCUCUUCAACUGUAACUCGACCGGAAAUGGCCUCUGGUCGCGCAGUACAGGAUUGCCCAGUAAUAAUAACAUCAAGUGCGGGUUUGAGAUCUUUGUUACUGUCACUCAAGAAGCUUUUGAGGCUUUGGGUAAUGCUUCCCAGCUUGCUUCGGAGGAGCUCCUGAGAACAUCCGUUGCUGGUGGUUUUGCUGUGGAGUGGAAAGCGAAUAAUAGCUUAUGCGAGGAGUGUAGAAGCUCAGGGGGAAGAUGCGGUUCCAAUGCCAAUCUCAUUUCGACACAAUUUGUUUGCUAUUAUGAAUCUAAAAAAGGGCUUAGCACUGUUGUGGAUAUUCCUUUUGAAUCUAAAAAAGGGCUUAGCACUGGUGUGAAAUUUCCUUUUGAAUCUAGAAAAUUGCUUGCCAUUAAUGUGAAAGACGAUCAAGACUAUUCAAAAUUUCUUCUCCCAACAUUUGGUAGCUUUCCAAUAUAUCUAGUUUAUUAUCCGCUUGGCAUAUUCGGAAUAAUAAUAACUUUAGUGCUUAUAAUCCGCUGCUGCAAAAGGAAGAGUGAUGAAAGCAUAGAAAGAAUUGAAGCAUUCAUAAGGACUAAUGGAUGCAAUGCUACCAAGGUAUAUACUUAUUUGGAUAUAAAGAAAAUGACCAAUUCAUUCAAAGACAAAAUAGGUGAAGGAGGUUUUGGUAGUGUAUACAAAGGAAAACUGCCUGAUGGAAACCCAGUAGCUGUGAAGCUAUUGACCGACACAAAGGGGACUGGAGACGACUUCAUAAAUGAAGUUGCUAGCAUUUGUCGAACUUCCCACGUGAACAUAGUUACUCUUGUAGGGUUCUGUUACCAGAAGAAAAGAGCUUUGGUCUAUGAAUUCAUGCCCAAUGGAUCAUUAGACAAGUACAUAGGCAACAAGGGGUCACAAAAUAUGAGUUGUCUGGAGUGGAAGACGUUGUACCAGAUUGCAAUUGGCAUUGCUCGAGGACUAGAAUAUCUGCAUAGAGGGUGUAACACAAGAAUCAUGCACUUUGACAUUAAGCCUAACAACAUUCUUUUGGACAAGGAUUUCACCCCCAAAAUCUCAGAUUUCGGCCUGGCAAAACUGUGCAAGAAAGAGCAGAGCAUUGUAUCGCUAUCAGCGUGUGGUGUUAGAGGAACAAUAGGAUACAUUGCUCCAGAAGUUAUCUUCGGAAGCAUUGGAAAUGUCUCACACAAGUCUGAUGUUUAUAGUUAUGGCAUGACCGUUAUUGACAUGGUGGGAGUAAGGGAGAACGUAAACGCGGCUCAAACGAGUGACUUAUAUUUCCCGAAUUGGAUAUAUGAGCAUCUGGAGCAAGGAUUAGAUUUCAGUCUUGAAGGCAUCAUAGAUGAGGAGGAUAAAGAAAUGGCAAUGAAGAUGAUAUUGGUUAGUUUGUGGUGCAUCCAAACAAAUCCAGCAGACCGCCCUUCCAUAAGAAGAGUGGUGGAGAUGUUGGAGGGAAGCAUUGGCUCCUUGCAGAUUCCACCCAAACCAGUUUUCUGUCCUCCAACGGAGUUCCCUCAGCUGUUCUCUACAUCAUCAUCAGUUACCACAGAAAUUUGAUGCAAGAAAGGGUCGAUAAUGUAUCAAAUGAGGAUUUUAAGUAUGGGAUCUUAUGACAUAAUAUCUAAAUAAUACUGCCAACC